Molecule: messenger RNA, 2321 nt
Organism: Plasmodium reichenowi
Lineage: Eukaryota; Apicomplexa; Aconoidasida; Haemosporida; Plasmodiidae
Product: mRNA processing protein, putative
Exons: 1
Cellular component (GO): mRNA cleavage and polyadenylation specificity factor complex
Molecular function (GO): mRNA binding
Source: RefSeq, a predicted model, not a curated record
UAGUUAAGAAUGUACGAAUAAAAUAUGAUGUGGAUAAAAAUGUAAGUAAAGGUUUUGCUUUUUGUGAAUAUAAGGAUGUCGAAACAUGUUUGCUGGCGUUUAAAUAUAUUAACGGAUAUGAAAUUAAAGGAAGAAAAUUGAAAGUUUUUUGGGCUAAUGAAGAAUAUAAAGAUAAAUAUGGACAUCCCAUAUCAUACAAUAAUAAUAAUAAUGAUAAUUUAAAAAGUAAUAAUUUAUGUGAUAAUCAUAUAAAAAAUAAUUUUUUAAAUAAUAAUAAUAAUAAUAAUAAUAAUAAUAAUAUAUCAUUAUAUAAUCCUAAUUCAUGUACAAAUAAUUUAUUUAUAAAUAACUCAAAAAAUUUAAUAAAAAAUAAAUUUGAUAAAAAAAAAGUACCAAUAUUAUAUAAUGAAGAUAAUAUGAAAGAAGAAAAGAAUUCGACAAACAUACAUAAUUUACUUAUUCUAAAUAAUAAAAUAGAUAAAUCAAAUAUUAUGAUAAAUAAUACAAACAAUGAUAAUUAUAUAAAAGUAAAUAUUUCCAAUAUUGUUCAUACACUCACAACCACUCAAAUUAUUUAUAUCCUAUCCUAUUUUAAAAAACUUGCUUUACAUAACGGAAAGGAAUUAAUGUGUUAUUUAAAGAAAAAUAAAAAUAUUACAUACGCCCUAUUACAUAGCUUAUUUAUUCUGAAUAUUAUUAAUGAUUAUAACGAUAUGAAUUCUUUAGAUGUAUAUACAAAUUAUGAUUCUCUCUUAAACAAGAAAGAGAGAAUUCUACAGAUGAACCUGAGUAAUAUAUCCUUAGAUUAUAAGAACAAGGACAUAAACAAAAGAGAUAUGGUUUUUAAAAGUAAAAAUAAUAAUAUGACGGUGCCACAAGCAGCUUCAAAUAAAUUCUUUUUGAACAAUAUGAAGAAGGAAGCACAAUCUACCGGAGUAUACAAAAUGAACAAAUUGGAUAAUGUGAAUAAUGCAAUGCACAUAAAUGAUCAUAAUAAUAAUAAUAAUAAUAAUAGUGUGAUGAAUACACCCUUUGUCAGUAAAAAAAAAGAGCAAGAUAAUUUUUCAAAAUCCAAAUGCGGAACGUCCACACUUUACAAUAAUAAAAAAAGGUUUAUACAAAACGCAGAUAGCAUGACUACAACAAACUACUAUGAUAAGGGAAUGCAUAAUAUAAAUAAUAAGAACGGUUCUAGUUUUAUUAUUAAUAAUAAUAGUAAUCUAAGUCUUUAUAAUAACAUGAGGAAGAAAAAGAAAAAAAAGAGAGACUAUAAAAAUGCAGAUGGAAAUACGAAAACUAAUGCUAAUCAUAAUUUUUCUCAAAGAGAUGAUUAUGGUGUAUAUAAGAAGAAAAAGUUGUAUAAUGAUAAGGAUCCUUUGAUCGAUACGAUAAAUGAAGAUAUGUAUAAUAUGAAUAAUGUAAAUAGUUUGAAUAAUAUAAACAGUUUGAAUAAUAUAAACAGUUUGAAUAAUAUAAACGGUUUGAAUAGUAUAAACAGUUUGAAUAAUAUAAACAGUUUGAAUAAUAUAAACAGUUUGAAUAAUAUAAACAGUUUGAAUAAUGUGCCGACCAAGGGACUGUAUCAGAAUGUAUUUCAUGGGAACACAACACCAAAUAACGAUAACAGAAAAAAUGAACAAUUUAUAGAUGAAAAUAAUUAUGAAGAAGAUAAAUAUUUGAAUAAUGUUUCUGUUUUAACAAAUGGAACUUAUGAUAAUAAGAUGAAUGAUAUUCCAGAUUAUAUGCGUACAUUAGAUAAAAAGAAUAAUAUUCAUAAUAUGAAUACUAAUAUAUAUUAUAAUAAUUUAGAAAAGAGAGCAGCAGGUGGAUUGUAUAAUACUAAACCGGUUGUAGAGAUGUCACCUAUUGAUAGUAUGAAUGAUGAGUUUACACAAAAUAAUAAUAACAAUAAUAAUAAUAAUAAUAAUAAUAAUAAUAAUUUAUAUGUCCAUGAGAAAAAUAAGACCAACGGAAAUUUAAUCAAGGAUUUGAAAAAGAAAACAAAUAAAACAGCAAAUACAAAUAUAUCCAAGGAUAGUAAUAGUAAUAAUAAUAAUAAUAACAAUAAUAAUAAUGUUCAUACAAAUUGUGUAUUAUAUAAAAACAAUCAAAAUAAUGAACACGUUGUGUUAGAUGAUAUAUAUACAAAUAUCGAUUUACCAGAUGAAGAAUUAGUUAAUGAGGUUAUAAAAAAUACAGACAUAUUAAAUAAUAUUUUGAAAUCAAAAAUAGAAAAUAUGAAAUUGUGGAAUAAUGAACAAAGAAUACAAGUGUUAUCAAUACAAAAGGCUUUACAAUUAAAAGGAUAUACACUAAAAUGA